Pseudophryne corroboree (corroboree frog) is the source of this 3390-nucleotide messenger RNA. It is a transcript of the gene P2RX5, whose product is annotated as purinergic receptor P2X 5. The coding region runs from base 282 to 1514 and encodes 410 amino acids. The transcript is spliced from 12 exons. Gene Ontology annotation, biological process: response to ATP; calcium ion transmembrane transport. Gene Ontology annotation, molecular function: purinergic nucleotide receptor activity; extracellularly ATP-gated monoatomic cation channel activity; ATP binding. Gene Ontology annotation, cellular component: nuclear inner membrane; plasma membrane. The record is from RefSeq and is a predicted model, not a curated record. Lineage: Eukaryota; Metazoa; Chordata; Amphibia; Anura; Myobatrachidae.
CCGGUAGGGUUCGGUUCUCAGGGAACCAAACCCGCUCAUCUCUAACCAAAAUGUCUAGUUACGGCUCUGACAGUCUGAGUGAUGUUCUGACAAUGACACCAGGAUGUCCCCUACACAGGUGAUGGAGCUACUGUGCUGCUCUGGCUGUGCAGGCAGAGAGCAGUAGCACAAGACUCAGCUGUUUGUUUCUCAUCAUGUUUCAGGACAGAACGCGGUGGCUGAAUCAGGGCUGCAUUCCCUUCCUUUCUGUCUCUCUUACUGCUGCAAUGUGAGCAGACAGAAUGGGGCAGGUCGCUUGGAAAGGCUUGUUCCUGUCACUCUUUGACUAUAAGACUGAAAAAUAUGUCAUUGCCAAGAACAAAAAGGUGGGGAUUUUAUUCCGUGUUAUUCAGCUGUCCAUUCUGGCUUAUCUAGUGGGGUGGGUGUUCGUGGUUAAAAAAGGUUACCAAGACACAGACACAUCCAUACAAAGUUCUGUCAUUACAAAGUUAAAAGGAGUAGCCUAUACUAACACCAGCGAGCUUGGGCCGAGAUUGUGGGACGUGGUGGAUUAUGUCAUACCACCUCAGGGUGAAAAUGUUUUUUUUUUAGUAACAAACCUGAUCGUCACUCCAAAUCAGAGACAGGAUAAAUGCCGCGAGAGUUUUGGAAUCCCUGAUGCAGUGUGUUUAAAGAACAGUGACUGUCCGGAGGGUGAACCAGUCAUUGCCGGCAAUGGGGUGAAGACUGGACGCUGCUUGAAGACAGGUGCUAUAAACACAACAGGAACGUGUGAAAUAUUUGCAUGGUGUCCACUGGAGAAGAAGCAGAAGCCAGAGGUACCAUUGCUUGGAAAAGCCGAGAACUUUACAGUCUACAUUAAAAACUCCAUAAGGUUUCCAAAGUUUGCAUUUUCAAAAACUAACAUUCUGAACACAAAAGAUGAUUCAUUCCUGAAGACGUGUCGCUACGGCAAAGAAAAUCAUUACUGUCCAAUCUUUCACCUGGGGAAAAUUGUCUCAUGGACUGGAAAUGAGUUUCAGGACAUGGCAAUGGAGGGUGGAGUCAUUGGCAUUCAGAUAGAGUGGGACUGUAACCUGGAUAAAGACGCUUCUGAAUGUCAUCCUCAAUAUUCAUUCACUCGCUUGGAUAACAAAUUCACUGAGAAAUCUGUCUCCUCUGGAUACAAUUUCAGGUAUGCUAAGUAUUACCGUGACAUUAAUGGAACAGAUUAUAGGACGCUGAUAAAAGCUUAUGGUAUUCGUUUUGACAUCAUGGUGAAUGGAAAGGCUGGGAAAUUCAAUAUCAUUCCGACAAUUAUCAACAUUGGCUCUGGCCUGGCUCUGAUGGGCGCGGGAGCUUUCUUCUGUGACAUGGUCUUAUUGUAUUUUAUCAAAAGGAGCAACUUUUACAGAGACAAGAAAUUUGAAGAAGUAAAGUCAUUCAAGAAAACAAUGCACGUUAAUGGACAAACGAAAUCCAAAAGCCAUGAUGCAAUAGACCAGCUGAAACAGCUACAGAUUGUAGAGACAUAAUUUAUGAUGCAAGAAAUUAACUUUUAUUACAGAGAAAGGACUGGAUACUUUUAAGGCUGGACCAUGAACUGUUUGUACCAUUCACUGCUUCUUGUUGUGCUGCUAAGAGCUGGAUAUAUGAAGAACUGCCGUCUUCGAUACUGCAGCAUUAACCUAUUUAGUCACUGGGUUGUUACAUUACUGUUUAUACAAGACAACUAGCUUGCAGCACCCUCCAGGCUCCAUGAUAUGUUGUUUAAUAACGUAUUGUGCUGUUAUUAUUCCCUGGAGAGCAAACGCUACAGAGACUCAUCAAGGGAUAGCUACUUCUUACAGAUGCUGCUUUGUUUGCGGCUAGAGGGCAGUGUUGUUUUAUUUGCUUCCUACUUCUCUCCCACCUUUUUUUUUUUUUCUUGGUCAAUAAUUAUCUUCUUAAAGCAUGGUUUGGACCCUGGUUGUCAUAACUAUUGCGCAGCCCGGUAACAAGUCCAAUAAAAGGGUAAAUAUUAUUAAAGGAAGACAAAAUGACUCUUGCUUCAAAGAUAUAAUACAAACUAUGAUGUUUUGUAACAUAUGCCCACGAGGCUAGGCUAGUCAUUGAGGCAGAUCAGGGCAUAGUAUAUCAAUUAUUGGGGGCUAUUCAAUUGUUUGAGAGAUUGUUUUUACUAAUGGGUGUCUAUCGGAGCUAUUCAAAUGUUGCUCCGAUUAGACGCCCAUUAGCCACGGCAGUCACAUUUUUAGCUCGCACCCUAGGAGGCUACAAGCUGAAAUGUGUGAAAAGUCGGCUGUUUGGGCGACCAAACUGGACUUUUCACCACGGCGCCGCUUAGUUUAGACUGGUUUUGCUGCUUUACAUGGCUAUACCCUGUCUAACUGGGCGUGAUAUUUAAAGGGUCUCAAGAAGAAUUGAAUAGCAACAAUGGGCACCCUUUAAAUAUCACUAAAGAACAGACAUUUGAGUAGGCACUUAGGGGUAAAUUUACUAAGAUGGGAGUUCUAUUUAAGAUGGGAUGUUGCCCAUAGCAACCAAUCAGAUUCCAGGUAUGAUCUUCUAGAAGGUGCCAGGUAAAUGAGAAGGAGAAUCUGAUUGGUUGCUAUGGGCAACAUCCCAUCUUAGAUAGAACUGCCAUCUUAGUAAAUUUAUCCCUUAGUGUGACCAGAGCUAAACCAAAGUGGUGACAGUGCGCACACUACAUUUAAUCAAACUGGAAAUGGUGAUGACACUGAAGUGACCUGGCUGUUAUACAUGAUCCCUCGGUAGUGAGAAACCUGGACUAUCAUUAAGAAACUGAAGCUGAACUAGGUCAAAAAGUAAAUAAUUAAUAUUGAAAUACCUGACACAUAAAUAAAACACAUGCCCUUUGUCCACUUAGUGCAUUGAGUAAUUAACAAGUGUCAAAGGAAGAUAGGUGAGUAGGGCAAUAUAUUCACCUAUGUUAUAUAACAUUUUUAUUAUGGUAUAUUAUAUUUUGCCAUUAAUAAAAUACACAUGUGUGGAAUGUGUUUGGGGCUUCCUAGCCUAUGUUCAGCAAUAUGAAAUGCCUCUUCCUCAUGUUCUGAAGCAUUCUUCUCUUUAGGCUUUACACUUCAUGUUUCAGUGCUCGCGGUUCGCUAAGCUUAAGCGCAGUUCUGCUAUUUUUCGAGCACGGCUCAGCCCAGAAACUGAAUAUUACUAAUUGUCCUAUUUACACGUAAACAUAGAACUUUGUAACUGACCUAUAUGGAGGGACCGAGAAGUACAGGUUGAGUAUCCCUUAUCCAAAAUGCUUGGGACCAGAAGUAUUUUGGAUAUCGGAUUUUUCCGUAUUUUGGAAUAAUUGCAUACCAUAUGAGAUAUCAUGGUGAUGGGACCUAAGCCUAAGCACAGAAUGCAUUUAUGUUUCAUAUACUCCUUAUA